UGUCAGAGUAAGCGCAGGCCCCAAUUCUCCACCUAGGGUUUCAAUCUCAGUCGCAUUGGAACCAAUUCACCAUCGUUUCUGUAAUUAGAGCUCCUCACCGGCUGUCACGGUGGCAAUGUCGUCACCCAAGGACCACCCUCUCUCCUCCACCGCUGCUGGAAGAUCGGACUUUCCAGUUGUUUCUACGCCGGAUGCAGCACUGCAAGAAGGAACUACAAGUCUUUCACAGGUUUCACUAGUUAUUGACUCAUUGAAGAACGAACAAGACGCUGAACGUUGUGCUUAUAUCAAGAAAAGAAUGGAGGAGAACCGGAUGAAACUGGCUGGAAUUACUAAAAAAAAUCACAUGUUGGCUGAAGAAAGAAAAAAUUUAGGGAUAAUAAACGGAGGUAAAGUUGACAAUCUGUUGACAAAGAGGCAGAAGGAUGCAAUUCAUAUGCAAAAUGGAAAUCAUAUAAGCAGCUCUCAAGACAACGGACAUGCUUCUGUAAUUCUUCUAGGAUAUGGCAUUCCAGUAAAAAGUUGUGUUCCGCCCAUUAAGCUUCCGAAAGUGGAGAAAUUACCUCCUUAUACCACAUGGAUUUUCUUGGAUAGAAAUCAAACAAUGACAGAAGAUCAAUCUGUAGUAGGGCGAAGGAGAAUAUAUUAUGACGACGGGGGUGAAGCUUUGAUCUGCAGUGAUAGUGAGGAAGAAAAUAUUGACGAUAACGACAAGAAGAAAGAGUUCUUUGAGUCUGAAGAUAACAUCAUUUGGUCAACUAUUAAACAGACCGGGUCAUCUGAUAUCGUUUAUGAAUUAUUAGCCAAACGCUUGUCUAGAACACCUUGUGAAAUCAAGGAACGAUAUGAAUCUCUUAAAUGCUCUAAGACUACGGAUGCUGACUUCAAUCCGAACUCAUUUUUUGAUCAAGAUCUUGAAGAAGCUCAGGAUUCAUUAGACAAACUUUUCUGUCGCAGAUGCCUAAUAUUUGACUGUAAAUUACAUGGGUGUUCACAAGAGCUUAUAUUUCCUGCUGAAAAGAAAGGUUCUAUGCAAAGCAUGAAUGACGAAAAUGUCCCUUGUGGUCCACAUUGUUAUCUCCAGCUCAACACUGAACAAACAAUCACCGUUUCGUCAGCAGCUGCUAGUGGUGUUCCAGUAACUAAGGAAAAAUCGAGUGGCGUGUUUCUAAGGAAGAGGUUAAAGACUUCACAAAAUGCUCAAAAAGAUUCUGCAAGCUUCGACUCUGAAGCUAUCCCAGUUCAUGAUGUGAAUAUGAACACUACUAAUCGUUCUCCACCAUCACCAAAUAAAACGAAACGGGCCAGAACAUCUAUAACAAGUGGAAGCAAAGAUUCCAAUGAAUUCAGCUCAUCAUCAACAAAGGAAAAGUUUUUGAGUACAACACAGCCUAGGAAAAAAGACACUUUUGUCCCUACCGGUAAUGCAUUAAGUAGGAACAACGCAAAAAAGAAAAACCUGUCCGUGUAUGGUCAUACUAGUAGAAAAGUAACUGAUUUUGAAUCUUGGAGAACUUUGGAGAAGUGUCUAAUUAAACAGGGUGUCCAGAUAUAUGGCAGAAACAGCUGUUUAAUAGCUAGGAAUAUAAUGCUCGGGGAGAAGACAUGUGCUGAGGUGUACCAUGUCCUGCAAUAUCAUUUAAAUGAGCUAUAUUCUCGAGGGAGUAAUAGCAUAAGUUCUCAAGAUGAUGAUAGGGCUGAGAGUAAUGAGAAUAUGGGAACUGCACGAAGAAGACGAUCAAACUUCUUUCAUAGAAGAGGAAGAUUUCGCCGUUUAAAGUACACAUGGAAGUCUGCUGGUUCCCGUAUAAUGAGGAAACGGAAUUCUGAUAAAAAAGAUACGCAUUGUGUCCAGUACAAUCCAUGUGGGUGUCAAUCUGUAUGUGGUGGUGAUUGUUCUUGCCUCGCAAGUGGCACAUGUUGUGAGAAAUUCUGCGGAUGCCCGAAAACUUGCAAAAAUCGUUUUAGGGGAUGUCAUUGUGCCAAAAGCCAGUGCAGAAGUCGCCAGUGCCCUUGCUUUGCUGCUAAUAGAGAAUGUGACCCUGAUUUAUGCCAACAUUGCUGGAUCAGCUGCGGUGAUGGGACUCUAGGAAGCCCGGGGAAGAAAGGCAAUAGUUAUGAGUGCCAGAAUGUGAAGCUUCUCCUCAAACAAAAACAAAGGAUUUUGCUAGGAAGAUCUGAGGUCUCAGGCUGGGGUGCUUUCUCAAAGGAUAGUGUACCUAAAGAUGGAUAUCUGGGUGAAUACACCGGAGAGUUGAUCUCUCAUUAUGAAGCUGACAAGCGUGGAAAGAUCUAUGAUCGUGAAAAUUGUUCAUUUCUUUUCAACCUUAAUGACCAAUAUGUUCUUGAUGCAUACCGAAAAGGCGACAAACUAAAAUUCGCUAAUCAUUCACCAGACCCGAAUUGUUAUGCAAAGGUUAUGAUGGUGGCUGGAGAUCACCGGGUGGGGAUAUUUGCGAAAGAAAGCAUCUCUGCUGGAGAAGAACUGUUUUAUGAUUAUCGCUAUGAACCCGACAAGGCUCCUUCUUGGGCUAAGAAGCCUGAGGACUGUGGUUCAAGGAGAGAAGACCCUGGUUCUUCAAGCGGGCGGGCCAAGAAGAUUGCUUAACUUGCAUGACUAGUUAGAGCCCAAAAAGGUUUUGGCUCUUU
Messenger RNA from Helianthus annuus (common sunflower), 2649 nucleotides. RefSeq names its product histone-lysine N-methyltransferase CLF. Gene Ontology annotation, biological process: chromatin remodeling. NCBI's taxonomy places the organism in Eukaryota, Viridiplantae, Streptophyta, Magnoliopsida, Asterales, Asteraceae. Gene Ontology annotation, molecular function: protein binding; histone methyltransferase activity. Bases 116 to 2608 code for a protein of 830 amino acids. The transcript has 17 exons. Gene Ontology annotation, cellular component: PcG protein complex. The record is from RefSeq and is a predicted model, not a curated record.